Messenger RNA from Paramecium sonneborni, 588 nucleotides. The record is from the annotation of a GenBank genome assembly. NCBI's taxonomy places the organism in Eukaryota, Ciliophora, Oligohymenophorea, Peniculida, Parameciidae.
AUGAAAAAGAAAAAUUACAAAAAGUCUGAAACAAUCUAACAUUUGUGCAUUUAUGAUGGAUAUUUCCCAUAUGGCAUAUGUAUAUGCAAUCAUUGUGAACAUAAAGGUUUCUUUUGUUUUUUUUGUUUGAUAUUACGUCAUUCUCAUCAUCUUAAUAUGAUUAUAACAUUUUUAGAAAUUAAAGACAGAGUUAAAGUUGUAAUAAGAUUAAUAUAAGAAAUUGCUUUCUAAUUUAGCUUAGGUCAAAGAGAAGAUUUUGCUAAUAUUCUAGAUGAUUUUACUUAAAAUCUAUGGUUAUUAGAAUUUAAUAAUAAGGAAUAUUAAUCCAAAAAAUUAUAAAAAGAGAUAACUUUAUUAAAAAGUAUACCAAUAUUAAGAUAGAUUAAAAAACUUUUAAUUAUUAAUAAAUAAAACCAUAUUCAUUAUUUUAAUUAGAUAAAGCCACUUUUAUUUUAGCAUUCAAAUAUUCCUAGAAAUUCAUAUUAAUAAAAUAAUAAGUCUAUUUUAUUAUUAGGUAGAAUUCUAAUUUUUAGUAUUUUAAUGAGUAUAUUGUUGAAAUAUUUAUUAAUUAAUAACAAUAAUAUUUGA